AUGACCCAGGAGGAAUAUGAGCGACAACCGGUGCCUCCGUGGGCCGUCAUGAAGUUCUCUUGUCACAGCCUUAGAGACCCUACUCAGCAGGGCUUCCUGCGGAUCUAUAUGCAGAUCCCUCUUGAUGGUACCUUUUCUAGCGCUGUAGAAGUCCGGGCCCAGCAGGCUCUCAGCCAGCAAACUCACUCGGAGCUCCGAGCGCUUGCAUGUCUCGAUCGCGAAAAUUGCACGGGGUAG
Molecule: messenger RNA, 237 nt
Organism: Penicillium bovifimosum
Lineage: Eukaryota; Fungi; Ascomycota; Eurotiomycetes; Eurotiales; Aspergillaceae
Exons: 1
Coding region: 1-237 (78 amino acids)
Source: RefSeq, a predicted model, not a curated record